AUGGCAGAAGCUAUUUUUAAACAUCAAGUUAAAGAACAAGGCUAUGAAAAAUAUUUCAAAUUAAUUGAUUCAUUUGGUACUAGUGGAUGGCAUAUUGGAGACUCUCCAGAUUCAAGAUCAGCUAAAACAUGUAGAAGACAUGGAGUUCCAGUUUCACAUUCUGCACAACAAAUUUCAUCAAAUGAUUUUAAAAAUUUUGAUUAUAUUAUAGGAAUGGACAAAAGUAAUUUACAAGAUUUAAAAUUCAUGAAACCUGAAAAUUCAAAUGUAAUAGUGGAAAUAUUUGGUCAUUGGAAUACACCAAAUUCUCAAUAUCAAGACAUAGUUGAUGAUCCGUAUUAUGGAGGUAUUGAUGGAUUUGAAUAUAAUUUUAAUCAAAUAUGUCAUUUUACCAAUGAAUUUUUAAAAAGAGAAAUUGGAGUAUUAGAAUAG
Messenger RNA from Insectozyma verbasci, 432 nucleotides. NCBI's taxonomy places the organism in Eukaryota, Fungi, Ascomycota, Pichiomycetes, Serinales, Debaryomycetaceae. The record is from the annotation of a GenBank genome assembly.